Panicum virgatum (switchgrass) is the source of this 2518-nucleotide messenger RNA. Its product is annotated as probable acyl-activating enzyme 16, chloroplastic. Gene Ontology annotation, biological process: fatty acid elongation. Gene Ontology annotation, cellular component: chloroplast. The record is from RefSeq and is a predicted model, not a curated record. Lineage: Eukaryota; Viridiplantae; Streptophyta; Magnoliopsida; Poales; Poaceae. Gene Ontology annotation, molecular function: long-chain fatty acid [acyl-carrier-protein] ligase activity. Bases 68 to 2263 code for a protein of 731 amino acids. The transcript is spliced from 18 exons.
CAACCAUCCAGCCAGAUCAGCGUAGCGCUCGUUGCCGUGCAUCACUGCUCUCUAGAUCGCCGGCGCGAUGCUCGCUGCCUCGUCCGGCCAAAUGGCCGGGCUCUGCUUCCCGCGCCGCUCUCCGUCCCCGCUCCUCAGCCCCCGCCGCCUCCUCCCUCGGCGCCCCGCCGCGAGGCCGCGCGGCGGCCUGCCCCGGUGGCGGUGCUCGUCCACCGCCUCUCCGCCGCCCCCGUCCGCCGACUCCGCGCUUGAACAUCCACUUCGUAGAAAGUGCUCUCCUUUACUCGAGAGUGUUCUAUUACCUGGCGGAAGUGACUUGAACGUGCAUGAAUGGAAGGCAGUUCCAGAUAUCUGGAGGACAGCAGCAGAGAAAUAUCCUGACCUCAUAGCUGUAAUAGAUCCUUACCAUGAACCGCCGACAGAAUGGACAUAUACACAGCUUGAACAAGAAAUAUUGGAUUUUUCUCAAGGUCUAAGGGCUAUUGGCGUUGCUCCAGAUGAAAAGCUAGCUCUAUUUGCUGACAACUCAUGCCGGUGGUUAGUUGCAGAUCAAGGAAUAAUGGCUACUGGUGCAAUCAAUGUUGUUAGAGGAACAAGAUCUUCCAAUGAAGAAUUGUUUCAAAUAUACACUCAUUCAGAAAGCAUUGCACUUGUUGUGGACAGUCCUCAAUUCUUUAACCGGCUUGCAGAAUCUUUCAUAUCAAGGAUUAAUGCAAGAUUCAUUGUGCUACUUUGGGGAGACAAAUCAUGCAUAGAUAGCAAAGUUGUGAAGGACAUACCACUUUAUGACUACAAGGAUAUGACUAAACUUGGCUGGGAGAGUCGUAAUGCUCUGCUUCUUUCUGGCCACCAAGGUCAGAAAGAAGUCUUCGAAACUAUUACUCCAGAAGAUGUGGCAACACUUAUAUAUACUAGUGGAACAAGUGGCACACCGAAAGGUGUAAUGCUGACCCAUCGAAAUCUCUUGCAUCAGAUAAAGAAUUUGUGGGACAUUGUACCAGCAGAACCUGGUGAUAGGUUCCUAAGCAUGCUUCCACCAUGGCAUGCUUAUGAGCGUGCUUGUGAGUACUUCAUCUUCACUUACGGAAUCCAGCAAGUUUACACUACCGUCAAGUACCUGAAGGAAGAUUUGCAGCGCUACCAACCUCACUAUAUUAUAUCGGUACCGCUAGUCUUUGAAACUUUGUACAGUUCCAUUCAUAGGCAGAUUUCUUCCACUUCAGCUGCUCGAAAAAUCAUUGCUCUUUCACUUAUCAAGAUAAGCUUACUAUAUAUGGAGGCCAAGAGGAUUUAUGAGGGAACAGUUUUAUCAAACAAUCCUGUUCAACCAUCGUUCAUUGUCUAUAUGGUCAAGUGGAUAUGGGCAAGAUUUAUUGCCACAUUUUUGUGGCCUUUGCAUAAUCUGGCAAAAAUACUAGUCUACAAGAAAAUUCAUUCAGCAAUCGGGAUUUCAAAGGCUGGUAUUAGUGGUGGUGGAAGUCUUCCGAUGCAUGUCGAUAAGUUUUUUGAGGCCAUUGGCAUUAAAGUACAAAACGGCUAUGGCCUAACCGAGACUUCUCCUGUUGUAGCUGCUAGAAGACCAUUCUGCAAUGUUCUCGGCACGGUUGGCCCCCCAGUAAAACACACUGAUAUCAAGGUUUUUGACAUAGAGACUGGUGAUGUGCUUCCAUAUGGUUCAAAGGGGAUUGUGAAAAUUAAAGGACCACAAGUCAUGAAGGGAUACUAUAAGAACCCAUCUACUACGAAUGAAGCUCUGGAUCAAGAGGGUUGGUUCAACACUGGAGAUAUAGGUUGGAUUGCACCUCGCCAUGCCAUAGGGCCGAGUCGGAAGUGUGGAGGGAUGCUUGUUCUCGAAGGGCGUGCAAAGGAUACAAUAGUUCUCUCUACAGGUGAAAAUGUUGAACCUGCUGAGAUUGAGGAAGCAGCUAGCAGGAGUAACUUGAUUAAUCAGAUAGUUGUGAUCGGCCAGGAUCAACGGCGUCUUGGUGCCAUAGUUGUUCCCAAUAAUGAUGAAGUUCUGGCAGAAGCAAAAAGGAAGUCCCUAAUUGAUGAGAAUGGCGAAGUAGCGAAAGAUGAGGUCAUGAACAUGCUAUAUGAUGAGCUGAGAACCUGGACCGCACAGUGCUCUUUCCGCAUCGGCCCUAUCAUGAUUGUCGAUGAACCAUUUACAAUUGACAACGGACUGAUGACACCCACCAUGAAAAUAAGACGGGACAAAGUGACCGCAAAAUACCAAACAGAGAUCGAAGCGUUGUUCAAGUGAGAUAUGGAGUGCUGGUGCGUGUGAGUGCAGACAGCAACUGCGAUAAGAAAUUGAGAGGAUAUAUAGAGAACGAUGCGUCCAUCUGAUGUUGCAUUUGAUAAAUAAAUAUACUCCUACAUGUUACCGUUCCGACCUUUCAGCAAUCAAACAUGUGGUAUUAGUAAGACAUCUAAAGAAACAAUUGUGUGCACUUUGCUAACGUUCCGUCCAUCUGAUGUUGCAUUUAAUAAAUAAAUCAAACAUGUACGAUGUUCA